Molecule: messenger RNA, 1709 nt
Organism: Lathyrus oleraceus (garden pea)
Lineage: Eukaryota; Viridiplantae; Streptophyta; Magnoliopsida; Fabales; Fabaceae
Product: 7-deoxyloganetin glucosyltransferase
Exons: 2
Coding region: 44-1498 (484 amino acids)
Molecular function (GO): quercetin 3-O-glucosyltransferase activity; quercetin 7-O-glucosyltransferase activity
Source: RefSeq, a predicted model, not a curated record
UCUUGCCAUUUAUUUUUUCUGUACUUGUGUUAAAAAAUCUGAGAUGACUAAUUCUAUAGAGAAAAAACCACAUGCAGUGUUAACUCCAUUUCCAACUCAAGGCCAUAUCAAUGUAUUGUUGAAACUAGCAAAACUACUUCACCUUAAAGGCUUUCACAUAACCUUUGUCAACACUGAAUAUAAUCACAAACGCUUGCUCAAAUCAAGAGGUUCCAAUUCCUGUGACGGUUUCACUGAUUUUACCUUUGAGACUAUUCCAGAUGGUUUAACUCCAAUGGAUGGUGAUGGUGAUGUUACUCAAGACGCACCCUCUCUUUUUCAUUCAAUCAUGAACAAGAUGCACAUAUUCUUUGGUGAACUUCUUACUAGACUUCAUGAAUCUGCCAUUGCUGGUCUGGUUCCACCAGUUACAUGCAUAGUUUCUGAUUUUUACAUGCCAUUUACCAUACAAGCUGCUGAAGAUCAUGCACUCCCAAUCCUUCUCUUUUCCCCAGUCAGUGCAUGCACCUUGUUAUCUACACUGCACAUUCGUACAUUGAUUGAGAAAGGUUUAAUACCACUCAAAGACGAGAGUUAUCGGACAAAUGGAUAUUUGGACACCAAAGUAGAUUGUAUUCCAGGAUUGCACAACUUUCGACUAAAGGAUCUUUUUGACUUGAUCAUAACAACAGAUCUAAAUGAUAUCAUGUUUGAAUUCUUCAUCCAUGUGGCAGACAGAGUUCAUAGAGCAUCUGCUAUUGUUUUUAACACUUUUAAUGAGCUUGAGAGUGAUGUGCUGCAAGCUCUCUCUUCUAUGCUCCCUUCUGUCUAUACCAUUGGACCAUUACCUUUAUUAUUAAAUCAAAUUGGGCAUAAUCACUUAGAAUCUUUAGGUUCCAAUCUUUGGAAAGAAGAUACCAAAUGUAUUGAUUGGCUUGAAUCCAAAGAACCAGAGUCUGUCAUUUAUGUGAAUUUUGGAAGCGUUACAGUUCUGACUCCGGAGCAACUGUUGGAGUUUGCUUGGGGUUUGGCCAACAGCAAGAAACCAUUUUUAUGGAUCAUUAGGCCUGAUCUUGUCAUCGGUGGCUCGGUGGUUUUGUCAUCUGAGUUUGUCAAUGAAAUUUCUGAUAGAGGCCUAAUAGCAAGUUGGUGUCCGCAAGAGAAAGUUUUGAACCAUCCUUCAAUUGGUGGAUUCUUGACUCAUUGCGGAUGGAACUCAACCACUGAAAGUAUAUGUGCUGGAGUGCCAAUGUUGUGUUGGCCAUUUUUCGCUGAUCAGCCAACAAACUGUAGAUUUAUUUACAAUGAAUGGGAGAUUGGAAUGGAAAUCGAUUCUAAUGUGAAGAGAGAUGAAGUGGAGAAGUUGAUCAAUGAAUUGAUGUUGGGAGAUAAAGGAAAAAGGAUGAGGAAAAAGGUCAUGCAAUUGAAGAAGAAGGCAAAGGAGAACACUAGUCCAGGUGGCUCUUCUUACAUGAGCUUUGACAAAGUUAUUAAGGAAGUUUUGCUUAAACAAUACUGAAUAUUAAAGUGCUUUAUUUUAGGAAAUGUAGUUAUUCAUUCAUUUCCUAUUGAAUUUGAUUGAUUGUAAUAGUGCAUUUAAUUAUUUGUUAUGUUAUUUGAUUUCAAGAUGAAUAAUAAUGUUUAAGAGGUAUCGGUUUAUUGGUUAGAGCUUAAUAUUGUAAUCUAAAGUUAACAAGCUCAAAUGUCAUAUAUGAUAGUUGUAGUUGAAU